Protopterus annectens (West African lungfish) is the source of this 853-nucleotide messenger RNA. RefSeq names its product peptide YY-like. Gene Ontology annotation, molecular function: neuropeptide hormone activity; neuropeptide Y receptor binding. The transcript has 4 exons. Gene Ontology annotation, biological process: feeding behavior; neuropeptide signaling pathway. The record is from RefSeq and is a predicted model, not a curated record. Lineage: Eukaryota; Metazoa; Chordata; Ceratodontiformes; Protopteridae. Gene Ontology annotation, cellular component: extracellular region. Bases 147 to 440 code for a protein of 97 amino acids.
AGGCAAAGCAGUGCAGAGACAGUCCGCUCUCAGGCAAGAGUACUACAACACCAACAGAAAGAAAGGACCUGCCAGUACCACCACGAUCGGUAACUAGCUGCCCCAACCUACCUGAAUUUGGUCAACAGGACCCAUCUAAGGACACAAUGGUAACCUCAAUAAAAUCCUGGUUUGUUGCAUUUGCAAUCACACUUUGCAUUUUGGUAUGUCUGGGUACCUUUGUGGAUGCAUAUCCCCCAAAACCAGAGAAUCCAGGAGAUAAUGCAUCCCCCGAAGAGCUGGCCAAAUAUUAUUCUGCCCUCAGGCACUAUAUCAACCUUGUCACAAGACAGAGAUAUGGAAAGAGGUCCAGUCCUGAUGCCUUGAUGUCAGAUCUGUUUUUUGCUGACAGCAUGGAUCACAAUGAUAGAUCACGGUAUGACGACUCCUACAUGUGGUGACUGUGUGCUCCUUUCUUCACCCUGGUAUCGUGUCUGGUUUCGUUUCCUUUCUUCUGAUUCGAGCACUGCAGAACAGGACUUCUUUCUGAUGAAGUUUCGCUCUUGAUGGACAUUUUUGCUGCAUGUUUUCUUUCUAGAUUCUACAUAUCAUCUUGGUCAUAACACAUCCUUACCCUCCUGAAAAUUGUACAUAAUUUAUUUAUGACUCUACUAUAAAAAAUAAGUUGAUGACCAAAAUGUAAGAUGAAUUAAAAAUGUUUUCUUCCUUGAUUGUGUUGUGCCACUGUUUCAGUGCUAUCAGAGUUUCAGGAUGAAUCCAGACGUCAUGCUCACAACUAUGUUUUUUUACAAAGAUCAUAUAUUUGAAGUAUUGUCUUACUCACCAAUAAACAGCAAAUUUAAUGAAAUUUAAA